Molecule: messenger RNA, 1560 nt
Organism: Amoebophrya sp. A25
Lineage: Eukaryota; Dinophyceae; Syndiniales; Amoebophryaceae
Source: the annotation of a GenBank genome assembly
AGUGGAUGCCCGGAUUUGAAAAAAGAAUAGGAUACGGUUACUACAUUUACAUAGUUCCAGUUCAUUGACGCAAGCACUGGAUCUUCGUCCUUGUUCUAGCAUUGGAAGCUAGAAGGUCUUGAAUAAUAAUCAUAAGUGAAUGCGUCAGCUUUACUGGUAAAGGAAGUAGUGGAGCACAUCCAAAAUUAUGGCUCCGAAGCAGCAGAACGCGAAGGCCUUGAAGGAGGCCGCGAAGGACCCAACCCCAGCAGAUAAUGUUGAGGGAUUUUCAGUUAUGCACUUGUUCUUGGACUGGACAGACAUCGAAUAAGCGUUCUCAGAUGAACUACAAGUAAGUUCCUAUGCACCUGAUGAUAGGAUACAGCCGCUCGUAGAUUUUAUCACACUGAUCUUUUCUUUCCAGACUCCUGCUUCUGUCAAGUAGAUGCAAGUGCAACAAUGUCCGACUGACAGAGUCAUCACCGCUCGUAGAUUUUAUCACAGUGAUAUUUUCUAGUCUCUAGUCUAAUCUGAAACAACACGGUGUUUCCAUGGCUGAGCUGAAGGAAUUCAAGGAGCUUUUCAACCUGAUCGAUUCCGACGGAUCCGGUGCCAUUAGCAAAGAAGAAUUGGGCAACCUCGUUCGAAUCCUCGGCAUCAAAGUCAGCAGCACAGAACUCCAGUUGAUCCUGAACGAGAUCGGGAGUUCAUCCGAUGAUGGAGAGAUCGAGUUCGAUGAUUUCGUGUCUAUCAUGACAUGCAAGAUCAGUGCGGACUACAGCCAAAAGGAGAUUAAAAACUCGUUCAAGAGGUUCGCGAAACAAGACGUACUGUUCAUUUUUCAGAUUAUUUUAUGGAUGUCGAUGUUUUGUGCUUGUGGAGUUCUUUUUCUGAGUUGAAAUAUACUAUCUAAGUCUCAUGUUGUAUAAUUUGUAUGACGAGGUAGCUGUAGAAGUAGGAAUCAUCAGUCACAGUCAGGAGGAAAUUUACGUUCCUCCUCAUGCUCAUCUCUCUAUCUUAGAUGAUUCUUCAUCACCUACAAUUACAACACUACAACAGGCUGGCGCACCAGAGGGCUGCAUUAGGAUACAGGACUUGUUGGAGGGCUUGCGAAAAUACAGUGAUGUACCACCGGACGCGAAGGCGAAUCUGGUGGAUAUCAUAAAUCGACUACAGGUCAACGAUAAUUACUUCGACUACGCGAGUUACGUUGAUAUGAUGAUGAAGUAGGUUGAUAUGAUGGUGAAGUAGGAGUGGAACAGCAGGAUCGUUGUAUCAACGUCGACGCGACGAGGAACAAGAUCGUGUUAGGAUCGUGUCCCAUUGAUUUUGAUGAAGAGCAACGAGUGCAGAUAAUUAGCUUUCUUGGAGCUCAUCAACCUCAAGCUCAAGUAGCUUGAGAAGAAAAAUGGAUGAUUCGGAAUUGAUGAGGAGCAGACUACGAGGACUAGGCGCAACGCCAAGCUAUGUCAAUUUCAAUAAUUGAAUUGAUACUAGGCACGAAUUCGAAAUCGAGUCGUCCCUUUAAUAUCAUCAUAGAUAUUUCGACCAAUUCAUCAUCAUAUUCCGAUGAAUCUCCAU